UCACGGGAGCACGCGCAAGGAGUCCUGCGGCCAAGAAGUGGGCGGCACACCGGGGCUCAGAGAACCUGGGUGUCCCCAGCCCAUGGGGACACGGCCACCCGCUCGUGCACUGGGCCUGCUCUGCUCCCGCGGGCCCUGGGGGUCCCUGAGGACGAAUUCAGAAUUCAGCCGCGCUCAGGUCACCCUGCAGGGGGAGGCUCAGGACAGGACUGCGGUGGAGACGGGGCUCCUCUGACUCCCGCCCGCUGCCCCUACCCCACUCCCCUUACCCCGGGACUUAGGCCUCCCCUUGCUCUGCCCAAAUGGGCGGAUCCAGGAGAGGUACCGGCAGCCCAGGCCGUCUCACAGCACGGCGGGGUCCGGCCCCGGGCGCGAGCUUCCUCAGACCCCCUGCCAAGUGCCCAGACACCGUGAGCAAGCCGCUCCGAUGCAUGGGAGGCUGUCGGAGGAGACCUCCCGGCCACCGGGGCCGUGCAUCAGCCUCGAUGGCUGGAGGUCCGGCGCUCAGCGGGAACGCUCGGAUCCUGGAAGCGGCCCAGGCGCGCCCUGUCGUUCUGGAAACAGCAGGACUGCCAGCACCGAGGGGGCAGAGCCUGGCGGCCAAGUGGCAUUGUUGGCGGUGGCCGUGACAAACAGAGGGUCAUUGUGGGGAGCGGGAGGGAGCCCGUGACGGCCCACCACGUGGCCCGGAACCCUCUCCCGGGAGGGGACAAAAGGGCCACGGCCACAGGCUCCAGACACCUUUCGUCCGUCGGCUACUCCCGCCUCACCAUGAACGUCCUGAGGCUGGCACUCGUGCUCACCCUGCUCGGUGGCCCCCAGGCCCUGCACAUGCGCCCCCAGGACCCCAACUUCACUGAGAAUCUGGUAGCCAGUGCAGGCAUCAGGAGUCGGGGGGUCGAUGGCAAUUGGUUCUCGAUAGCACGAGCAUCCAAUGAACCGGAACUCCGAAGGACGGACUCAGACACGAUGUUCUUCAUCCACAAGACCCACGUGACCUUCAAGGCCAUGCAGUUCCACGUCCACAGAAGGGUAAAGGGUAGGUGUAUCCCAAUUGUACUGACGGCAAGUAAGACGAGAAGGAAGUUUCAGUACGUGCUGAAACGUAAGUACGAACCGGCAGCCUCGUCCAGCCCGGGAGUGGGGAGCCCCGGGGACUCCCGGGCAGAGAAUGGCCAGGAGCUGGCCGGCCAGGACGCCGCCUCACAGGAGGGACCCACGGGCUGCGGCACCCGGUGGGCCCUCUCGGCAGCGGGCGGGUGGGGUGAGCUGGCAGGGGUGUCCGGGAAGGGCGGGAAGCCUGCACCCGGCCCUGCCCCCUCCUGGGGCCUGACUGGUCACGAGCACCAAGUUGUCAAUGGCUGUAAAGGGACAGGAGGGCUCCCAGGGUCCAGCUCCCGCCUGGUGGAGAACUCCGCACCCCUGCCUCCCGCCCACCCCCCGGAUUCACAGAUGCUGGCCACAACGCAAUCUUCAUGGAGAAGGCGGAUCCCCACCGCUUUGUCACCUUCUGCGUCCACAACAGGAGGCACAGGAAGAAGACGGUGAUGGUGGGCCUCCUCAGCAGGACCCCCACCACGGGCUGGGACAUCCUGCACACGUUCAAGAGUUGCUGCAGGAGCCACGGGACCGGCCCGACAUCAUCAGCCUGACCCAGACCGGUGAGCGCCACCCCCAGCCCGGCCUCGGGAGGCCGCAGGGGCUCAGCGUGGACCACCACUCAGCACCCGUGCCCCUCCUGCCACAGACCGCUGCCUGCACGCCCGACCGUAGAGAGGCUGCUGGGCCCGGGUGAGUGAGCUCUGACCCUGCAGGGGCUGCGGCGUGGGGGCCCCUCGAGGCCGGGUGACACGGCAAGUGCUGCUCCACGGGCACUGACCACCUACCAUGCCAGCGGCGGGGUGUGGCUAAGGGCUGGCAGCUCGGGGAGACUCCGGCCGCCAGGGCCACGGCCAGGACCCGGAGCGGGGAUGCCCACGGGGUCCCCUGAAGACUGUGGGGGCAGUGCCGGCCUGGGGAUGCCCACAGAGUCCCCCAAAGGCUGUGGGGGCCUGGGGCGCUGGGGGGCCUGCUGCGAGGCUCGGGGCCAGUCUGCAGAAGGAGACCGGGGGACAGGAUCUGCCCCAUCGGUCCCCCACCCCCCAAACCCACGCCGCCCCUCUCGCUCACAGGAGCGUCUCCCACGCCGGUACCGUCCCGUCGAAGGACUAGAAGUUCACAGUCCCCCGGGGGAGCCCUUCAACCGCUCCCCUCCCCCAGGCCCCGUUCCUGGAGACCUUUCCUGGCGUGCCCAAUAAACACCUGC
Acinonyx jubatus (cheetah) is the source of this 2305-nucleotide messenger RNA. RefSeq lists its product as uncharacterized. Lineage: Eukaryota; Metazoa; Chordata; Mammalia; Carnivora; Felidae. Gene Ontology annotation, molecular function: odorant binding; small molecule binding. Bases 772 to 1548 code for a protein of 258 amino acids. The record is from RefSeq and is a predicted model, not a curated record. The transcript is spliced from 4 exons.